Quercus lobata is the source of this 438-nucleotide messenger RNA. RefSeq lists its product as uncharacterized. NCBI's taxonomy places the organism in Eukaryota, Viridiplantae, Streptophyta, Magnoliopsida, Fagales, Fagaceae. The record is from RefSeq and is a predicted model, not a curated record. The transcript has a single exon. Bases 1 to 438 code for a protein of 145 amino acids.
AUGUCGGACUUACAUGAAAUCCAAGCCAUUCUAUCCUUAUAUGAACGUGCUUCAGGUCAAAAGCUCAACCGGGAGAAAACCUCUAUAUUUUUUAGCAAGGCAAUAAAUGUUGCAAGAAGACAAGAGAUUUCAGAUUUCUUGGGGGUUCCGGAAGUAAAAGAGUAUGAAAAAUAUCUUGGCUUGCCGGCGGUGGUAGGAAGGAAUAAAAAGGAGAGUCUAAGAUACAUAAAGGAAAGGGUUUGGAAUAAGAUACAAGGGUGGAGAGAAAAACUAUUAUCCCAAGCGGGUAGAGAAACCCUAUUGAAGGCGGUAGUGCAAGCAAUUCCAUCCUUUGCAAUGAGCUGCUUCAAAUUACCGGUGAGCUUAUGCAAUGAGAUUGAGGCUAUGAUCCGAAAAUUCUAUUGGGGGCAGAAGGGGGAACAAAGAAAGAUCCAUUAG